AUGGAUAAUACAGGAAGACAUAUUCAGCGUCAUGAGGAUGACUUUAAUGUUUCCAUGGGUUUAAAUACAACAAUGCGAAUCAAACAUGGUAAAUUUAUCUCAACAUAUUAUGACAGUGACAUCAGCUCCCUGAAUUUAGUCUUGCGGGUUUUAAUAUCUAUUAUAAUCAUUGCUGGCAAUUCUCUGGUUAUAUUUGUUUCUAUAAAGAACAAGAUGUAUCUGCAAAUGAACAGGCGAAUACUUCUAAGUUUAAGUUUUGUUGAUUUGGCAACUGGUGUUUUUGGAAUUUGUUGGGUCGCUCUGGAUAAAGCAUCAGGAAGUAUAGCUAUCAGUCUUACUACUGUAAUUUUUGAAAGUAUGUGGUGUUGUGUGUACGUGUCCGAAUGGCAUCUUUUGGUUUUGGCGGGCGAGAGGUACUUAGCCGUGGUAUAUCCUUUUCGUUAUUUACAAUUGGCGUCUACCAAACGUGUUAACCUCGCUAUUGCACUCGCCUGGAUGAGUGGUACAAUAAUCGGCUUAUACAUAUCGUUCCUUGUUUUUAUGAUGAAUGAUAAAAUAUAUGCAUUUCUCAGUUCCUUAAUUUUCCAAUUGUUAGCAUUCAUCUGUUUGUGCUUUUGCCACAUGAAAGUAUACAUCGAAGCAAAACACCAAGUUUCUAAAAUUUCUUCUAUUGAAAAUCAGUUGGUUCGUCAGGAAACAGCAAACAAUAGAACAGCUGAGAACCGUGCGACAAAGACAACGAUGCUAGUAUUUGGUGCCUACUUGAUUUGCUAUUUUCCGUAUAUUAUUUACAUCAUACUAUCAUGUAUUAACUAUAACAGAAAGUUGGAUUUCAAUCCAACAUUGCUUGGUUAUCUUGUCACUCUUAUCUAUGCUAACUCAGGAAUGAAUCCAGUCAUAUAUUCCUGCAGAAACAAAGUCUUUAUGAGAAAUGCUAUUGAUUCACUACUACGCAAUCGAAGAAGAGAAACAAGGAAUACGCAAAUCCAAGGAAGUGACGUUCCUAUUACAUUUUCUAUGGAUUUAAAUAAGACAAUGCAAGUCCAACACACCGACUUUCGCAGUACCCUAGAUGCGCUUACUGGUAGCGACAUCACCAUCCUGCCUCUAGUAUUGAGAACUUUAGUAUCUGUUAUAAUCAUUGCUGGCAAUUCUCUGGUUGUAUUUGUUUCUAUAAAGAACAAGAUGUAUCUGCAAAUGAACUGGCGAAUACUACUAAGUUUAAGUAUCAUUGAUUUGGCAACUGGAGUUACUGGACUUGCUUGGAUCGUUCUAAGUAAAGUGCCACAGGGUAUAACUACAAUCGUUCUCACUAUUGCAUUUCAUAUUAGUAUGUGGUGCUGUAUAUAUAUUUCUGAAUUGCAUCUGUUGGUUUUGGCGGGCGAGAGGUACAUAGCCGUUGUAUAUCCUUUCCGUUAUUUACAAUUGGCGUCUACCAAACGUGUUAACCUCGCUAUUGCACUCGUAUGGAUGAGUGGUACAAUGCUCUGUUUAUCUGCUUUUGUAAAUAAUAGAACAUAUUUUCUCGUUUCCAUAAUUUUCAAAAUAUUGGCAUUCAUAGGUUUGUCUUUUUCUCACAUGAAAGUAUACAUCGAAGCAAAACACCAAGUUUCUAAAAUUUCGUCUAUCGAAAAUCAGUUGGUUCGUCAAGGAACAGCGAACAAUAGAAAAGCUGAGAACCGUGCAACAAAGACAACGAUGCUAGUAUUUGGUGCCUACUUGAUUUGCUAUUUCCCGAAUACUAUUUACAUCAUACGAUGCUUAAUACUAUUUGGUACCGAAUUUGAAGCAAGAUUCAAUUACAAUUCAACAUUGCUUAGUUAUCUUGUCAUUCUUAUGUAUGCUAACUCAGCAAUGAAUCCAAUCAUAUAUUCCUGGAGAAACAGAAUCUUUAUGAGAAGUGCUAUUGAUUCACUACUACGCAAUCGAGAAAGAGAGACAAUGAGCGUAAUAUAUUGACAAUUUUAUGCUACAUUUCUAUUAAUUCUAUCAUAUUUUGCGUCCUAUACUGUAGUUUUUACCUUUUUGCCCUA
Messenger RNA from Anneissia japonica, 2033 nucleotides. RefSeq names its product D(1C) dopamine receptor-like. Gene Ontology annotation, cellular component: membrane. The transcript is spliced from 2 exons. Bases 1 to 1959 code for a protein of 652 amino acids. Gene Ontology annotation, biological process: G protein-coupled receptor signaling pathway. Gene Ontology annotation, molecular function: G protein-coupled receptor activity. The record is from RefSeq and is a predicted model, not a curated record. NCBI's taxonomy places the organism in Eukaryota, Metazoa, Echinodermata, Crinoidea, Comatulida, Comatulidae.